Dentiscutata erythropus is the source of this 690-nucleotide messenger RNA. NCBI's taxonomy places the organism in Eukaryota, Fungi, Glomeromycota, Glomeromycetes, Diversisporales, Gigasporaceae. The record is from the annotation of a GenBank genome assembly.
AUGUCUGCGCAUGAGUGGCAAGCAGCUGGUCCGGAUGAUAAAAGGUCACCAUGUCCCGCAUUAAAUUCCUUAGCUAAUCAUGGAUAUCUACCUCGUAGUGGAGAAAAUAUCACAAAGAGUCAACUUAUAAAAGCUCUUAAAGAAGGUCUUAACGCAUCAACUGCAGUCGCCUAUUAUUUAACUUACACUAGCCUUCAUGGUAUUGGCAAGCUAUGUGCUAAGACAUUUAAUCUUGACGAUCUAAAUCAACACAAUAAAUUAGAACAUGAUGCAUCACUAACUCGAAAAGACUUUUACUUUGGUGAUAACCACACAGUCGAUCCGGAAUUAGUUGAUUUAUUACUCGAACAGAAUAUUGAUGGAAAAAUCAAUGAAGAAGCAUUAUCAAAACUUCAUUGGAUUCGAUUAAAUAAUUCAAAAGAAUCAAAUCCAACUGUAACUUAUGAUAAUUCACGAAAGUUUACUUCGGGAGGUGAAACUUCUUUAUUAUUAAAUUUUAUUGGUGCUAAUACAAAUUAUGAGAUCGAUAUUGAAAAAUUAGAAGUAUUUUUGAAAUCUGAAAAGUUUCCAGAAGGAUGGAGAAAACCCGAUAAGACGGUUGGAAUUUGGCCACUCGUAAAAAUGUUAAUGUCAUCGCUAAAAAGAUUUGAUCAACUGGAAAAAGAACAGAAUGAACAAAAUGCUAACUAA